Messenger RNA from Gambusia affinis (western mosquitofish), 5934 nucleotides. It is a transcript of the gene usp19, whose product is annotated as ubiquitin specific peptidase 19. The record is from RefSeq and is a predicted model, not a curated record. The coding region runs from base 589 to 5106 and encodes 1505 amino acids. Gene Ontology annotation, biological process: protein deubiquitination. The transcript is spliced from 26 exons. NCBI's taxonomy places the organism in Eukaryota, Metazoa, Chordata, Actinopteri, Cyprinodontiformes, Poeciliidae. Gene Ontology annotation, molecular function: cysteine-type deubiquitinase activity.
CGCAGGACCCCAAGUUGCCAAUGACAGAGAGAGAGAGAGAGAGGGGGAGACUGUAUUCAGAUCACGUGUGCGUGGUAUUCAGGAAGUAGCGCAGACUGGCAGUCAUUUCAGGUCUGGUGGGGUAGUAGUAUUUUGUUUCUCAUAAAGUAGGUUCUACCCGCCGAAGACAAUGACACAAACGCAGUAAGUUCGAUUUUGGACAUUGUGUUCUGCUUUACUAUCGGAAAAGCCAUGCUAGUUUGACAGAAAUGGGUCCUGGUUAGAUGUAGAACAUUCCAGAAACACCGUAGACUGCGGGGUUUCGAGUCCGGGCAGAAACAGUGCAGCAGCCCGAGGCCGUGAAGAAGCUUAGCAGCAGCCGGAGAGUGCGCUAAGGAGUCGCCCGCUAUUGUGAGUUCGGGCGGAACUACAAUCACGUUAAAGGUUCCCACGCUGCGUUCAGCACCCUAAUUCUGUUCUGGGAGAGUUCAGACCACUAUCGUCGCCAAGAUAGCCGGGCCAGGCAGGAAGAGGCACACUUCAGAUUCCGAGCCCAGCAGCGGUAGUGAUUCUGGCGACGGGCGGCCGGUUAGCGCUAAGUGCCUGAAGAUGGCCAGCAGCGGGGGAGACCGAGUAGCUGGUAGCGAGACGGCAGGGCGUCGUAGUGGGGCUCAACAACGAGGAGGCGCUAGGGAAAACGGCUCAGCACAGACCAGCAGCACUAGUAAGAAGAAACAGAAGGACAAGGCCAACCAGGAGAGCAGAGAGGCCAAGAGGGCUGCAGCAGCAGCCAAUGAAGCGCUGGAUGGUGUUCUGGCAGAGGUCAAGAAAGAUGUGUUUGUGGACUGGAAGCAGAACGUGAAUGAAGUGACGGUCAGGCUGCGGUGUGGAGACGGGGUGCAGAGGACAGAGGACAUCAACACCACGUUCACCGACACACACUGCAACGUGUCUUUCCCAGAUGGGCGGCAGUGGAGCUGUCAGUUGCAGGAGGAGAUCGAGGCCUCCUGCAGUAAAGCACAGUACAAGGAGAAAGGUGGAUUUUUGCAUCUCAUUUUGCACAAGAAGAUUCCGUUUCACAUUUGGCCGUCUCUCAAGUCAAAUAAGAAGGAAAAGGACGUGGCCCGUCCAGAGUCCAGAAAUGAAACCAAACCUUCCACCCUGAAGUCAUCGGAGAAAGCCAGAUUAGCUUUAGAGCAGCUGCAGCCUCGGCCUCCCUCAUCACCCGCACACGACGAGCAGAGCCGCAGCGCUGGCAGGCCGGAGCGCGGCUUCAAACGCUGCUUCAAAAACAAAGCGAGCGACAAGUUGGCCCCGGACUCGGCCCAGGUGAAAAAGGGCUCCGACGACCGCUCUGGCGACAGCAUCAUGUCAAGGGCAGCCGCAAAAGGCGAGCAGCCAUCUCAGGAACACAGUGCCGCACGCACCACUUUGCGGCUGCCCAACAUGAGCAAAGACCCAGAAGGGGAGCCCGCCUCUGACAGAUCUACUGCAGCUGCUGGUAAAAUUCCUCAUCCCAGCUCACACAGACAUGAAGACAACAGAGAAGAGAAAGAGGGAGGCAGCCAGGAAUCAGGAGCACCAGGGGCGGCUGCUGGAGACAGAGCUCAGGUGGAGAAGACAGACGAGUCAUUAGACGUGUCCGAAACAACAAUACCUGGAACUGACGGCCAUCUAACAGCUGCUGACAUCACCGAUCGCUUCCAGAACCCAGCCAAAUCCAACAAGAACACGGAUUCUUCUCCACAGACGCCAAGAGACGGAACUGACCUUGAGCUGCAAGGAAAACCCACGGAGCGUGAAUCCCAGCAGGACACUUUCACAUCCCAGCAGCCUGGGACAACAGAGACGCUACCAGAACCGGCUGCCGGCGCAACUCACAGGCAGAGUCAAUCAGCAGGUCUAACGCUGAAGUCAAGCAGUUGUGACGGAGAGGAGAAACAGGACCAGUCAAAGGAAGAGCCCACUCUGGAGAUGAUGCAACAGGAAGCCCCAGAGCCGAUGGUCAACCUGCCGUUGGUGAAAAACGACUCGUACGAGAAGGGCACAGACCUGAUGGUGGUCAACGUUUACAUGAAGGGAAUCUGCAGGGAAACGGCCAGGGUCAUCUUCAGAGAGCAAGACUUCACCCUUAUCUUCCAGACUAGCGAUGCGAACUUUCUUCGGCUUCAUUCAGGCUGUGGGCCAAACACGGUGUUCAAGUGGCAAGUUAAACUCAGGAACCUGAUCCAGCCAGAGCAGUGCAGCUACUCCUUCACCCCGUCCCGCCUGGACAUCACCCUGAAGAAGAGACACAGCCAGCGUUGGGGCGGCCUGGAGGCCCCGGCCUCACAAGGUGCAGUGGGUGGUGCGAAGGUUGCUGUGCCCUCCAGCCCCGCCUGCAUGGAGAAGAGCCAGCCAGGCAGCAGUCAGCACAGCCUCCCAGCCAAGGAGGAGCCCCCGAGGGUCGGAGAGGAGCCCACCAAGGCGUCUCCCAGAGGAGUGGAGGAAACAAGUCUGGAUACCGUAGCUCCCCGCUCCGUCUCUGAGCACGUUAACAUCACCAAAGCAGAGCCCACAGUAACCACGCCUCAGCCCAAGCCUACUUGCAUGGUGCAGCCCAUGACCCAUGCACCACCUGUUGCUAACGAGUGCCACGAGGAAGAGGAGGAGAAGAAGGUGUGCCUGCCUGGAUUCACAGGACUGGUUAACCUGGGCAACACCUGCUUUAUGAACAGUGUCAUCCAAUCCCUGUCUAACACCAGAGAACUCAGGGAUUACUUCCAUGAUCGAGCGUUUGAAUCCGAGAUCAACUGCAGUAAUCCGCUGGGAACUGGAGGUAGGCUGGCCAUCGGCUUUGCCGUUCUGCUCAGGGCUCUGUGGAAAGGGACUCAUCAUGCCUUCCAACCAUCAAAAUUAAAGGCAAUCGUGGCCAGUAAGGCCAGCCAGUUCACAGGUUAUGCUCAGCACGAUGCGCAGGAGUUCAUGGCCUUCCUCCUGGACGGACUCCACGAGGACCUGAACCGGAUCCAGAAUAAACCCUACACUGAGACGGUGGACUCUGACGGACGUCUUGAUGAGGUGGUGGCAGAGGAGGCAUGGCAGCGGCACAAGAUGAGAAACGACUCGUUCAUCGUGGAUCUGUUCCAAGGCCAGUUUAAAUCCAAGCUAGUGUGCCCCACAUGCUCCAAGGUCUCCAUCACCUUUGACCCCUUCCUGUACCUCCCAGUUCCGUUGCCACAAAAACAAAAAGUGCUCUCUGUUUUCUACUUCGCUAAAGAACCUCAUAAAAAACCAAUCAAGUUUCUGGUUAGUGUGAGCAAGGAGAACUCCAGCACUGCUGAGGUUCUGGAAUCUAUCUCCAGAAGUGUGAGGGUCAAGUCUGAGAACCUCAGACUGGCGGAGGUGGCGAAAAAUCGCUUCCAGCGCAUCUUCCUGCCGUCCCAUUCUCUGGACACCGUGUCGCCGUCUGAUAUGUUGUUCUGCUUCGAGGUGCUUUCCAAAGAUCUGGCCAAAGAACGAGUGGUGCUGCUGAGAGUGCAGCAGAAACUCCAGGUGCCCAACAUCCCCAUCUCAAAGUGCGCUGCCUGCCUGAAACCUCCAGUGUCCGAGGAAGACAAACUGAAGCGGUGCACCCGCUGCUACCGAGUGGGCUACUGCAAUCAACAUUGUCAGAGAACUCACUGGCCCAGUCACAAGAGUCUUUGUCGCCCCAACUCUGAGAACGUAGGCCUGCCAUUCCUCGUUAGCGUCCCAGAGUCCCGCCUGUGCUACGCCCGCCUCGCCCAGCUGCUGGAGGGUUACUCCAGGUUUUCUGUAAACGUAUUCCAACCCCCGUUCCAGUCAGGCAGAACGUCUCCUGAAACAGCCCAGUCCCGGUUAGACGCGCUGCCAAUUGCGCUCGGCUCUCCUGACGGUGCUGGAGGCGGAGACGAGGCCAGGGGGGCAGGCGGUGAUGUACAGGCUGGCAAUGCUGACUUGGAGAGCCCCUCUCUGCCUCCUGAGCUCCAGGGGGAAUUCAGCCAGGCGUCGGCGAGCCACUCCGAGGCGUCGGGUUCCUUCUCCCUCUCCAGCACCCGGACUAAAGACUCUGGGUUUUCCGAGUCCGUUUCCUCCACUUCCUGCUGCUCUCUGGACCCUCAGGCCGAGAAAGAGACGACAUGUGAGAAAGCGGUGCGGCCAGAAGCUGCAAUAACAGGGUACCAACAGCCAAGCGAGGCAGCGUCAGGUCAUGCCAGUCAGUUCUACAUCGGUCUGCUGGACUCGAACAACAAGGAGCAAAGGCUGGAUGAGAAAGAGGAUGCUCUCGCAGACGUGGUAGAUGAUGCGACCUUGGAGCUGGUGUGGAAGAACAACGAGCGUCUGAAGGAGUAUGUGCUGGUCAGCUCUAAGGAGCUGGAGUAUGAAGAUGACCCCAGCUCCAUGAGCGAGACGGCCAGAGCAGGACAUUUCACCCUGGAGCAGUGCCUCAAUCUCUUCACCAAGCCUGAGGUGUUGGCACCUGAAGAGGCCUGGUACUGUCCAAAGUGCCAGCAGCACCGAGAGGCCUCCAAGCAACUCCUGCUGUGGCGUCUGCCGAACGUUUUGAUCAUCCAGCUCAAACGUUUCUCCUUCAGAAGCUUCAUCUGGAGGGACAAGAUCAAUGACAUGGUCGACUUUCCUGUCAGGAACUUGGAUCUGAGUAAGUUUUGCAUUGGCCAGAAGGACGAGAUGCAGCAGGCCCCAAUCUACGACCUCUAUGCAGUCAUCAACCAUUACGGAGGGAUGAUUGGAGGGCACUACACAGCGUACGCUCGCCUGCCCAGUGACAAGAACAGUCAGCGCAGUGAUGUUGGGUGGCGGCUGUUUGACGACAGCACCGUGACAAUGGUGGAGGAGAGCCAGGUGGUGACGCGUUACGCCUACGUCCUGUUCUACCGCCGCAGGAACUCCCCCGUGGAGAGACCACCACGUUUCCUCUCUCCCGGAGCCGAGUCAGCUACAGCCACAGGAGCUUCUCCCAGCCAGGCCUCUAGCCAGUCACUGUUUGGGACAGAUCUGGACCCUGAAGGACCCCCCACCCUCACCCCGGAGGUGCCAGCUGACAUUUUCGCUCACUCUGCGGAGUGCACGGCACCGUCCUACAGUAACAUGGAGGAGGUGGACUAGUUGCCGUGGCGUCCAAAAAAAAAAGAGGGUUUCCAAAGCUCAGUUGUGGAUGUGGUCAACCAGGGUGUCGACUGUUUUCUCUUCGACUCAGAGUAGUAGUGACUUCCUAAACAUAACGCAUUAGGGUUUAAUAAGCUGGCAUACGCCGUCUAAUUCAUCCACUGCAAACACGGCUUCCACACCUGCACCAUGCAGCCAUGUUUCAGAGGUCAGAGGUUAAGCUGUAAUCAACCAUCAGGUCUGGUCUGGAGCUGAAAACCUGGACCGGACCGGACUGGACCAUCCCCGACUGACGCUUUGGACUUUUAGGCUAAUUCUGUAGAGUUUGAUUGGUGCUUGUUUAAAAUGUGUGUAAAUUAUUUUUGAGUUGUUUUGCUGCAGCAUCUCCAGUCAGUUGCUUCGUUUCUUUCUGCAGGGGGGGGACGUGAGUUUUCUGUCUGUUUUCUUAAAGAUUUUUGCCUUUUUUUUGUCUUGUAAUAUUUGAUCCUGUGGAUGUAAGUGUUAGAGGGCUUUGGUAUAAACUGAAAUAUGCAUGACUUGAUUUUUGUACAGGCUGUAAUCACCCACCCUGAGCUGAAAUGCUAUGUUGCUCCGGUUCACUGUUGCAGGUUUGUCUUGAGUUGUCCAGUCUAAACCCUACAACGUUUGUCAUAAACUGCAGAUAAAAAGUAAGAACGAUUAUUAAUCCUGCUGUGGAAGCUAUAAAUGGUUGAUUAAAAUAAAACUGCUGAUGGAAAAGCCUGCAAUGUUUUCACUCAUCUGGACCUCUGUCAAUUCAGGAAUAUCUGAGAAAAAGUGUAUCUCUAAAUAAAACUGGUGAAGACUAUU